Molecule: messenger RNA, 6697 nt
Organism: Apus apus (common swift)
Lineage: Eukaryota; Metazoa; Chordata; Aves; Apodiformes; Apodidae
Gene: ATXN1L
Product: ataxin 1 like
Biological process (GO): regulation of DNA-templated transcription; anatomical structure development
Cellular component (GO): nucleus
Molecular function (GO): RNA binding; protein binding
Source: RefSeq, a predicted model, not a curated record
GGGCCGCGGGCGGCGCCGGGCGGACGGGGGAGGCGGAGGAGGAGCCGGGCCAUGGCGGGUGAGGCCGGCGGCGGGGAUCCGGGAGCCGGCGUGCGGCAGCCCCUGCGGGUGCCCCCAUGAACCAGCGCCGCGGCCGGGGCUGCCGGGAGACCGCGGGGCGCCAUGAGAGCGGGCCAGGAGCGCAGCCAGGAGUGCCUCCCGCCAAAGAAGCGGGAGCUGCCCGCCGCCAGCACCGGCACCGAGGCGGGACGGGCGGGGGGGGCCCCGGCCGCGGGCGAGGGCCCCGAGUGGGCGCGGACGGCGGGGCCGGGCGCUGCAGCCCUGCGCCACGGCCCGGGCGAGGCCGCGGAAGCGGUGGCGGGGCUGACCGUGGACCAGUACGGGAUGCUCUACAAAGUGGCAGUGCCACCCGCCGCCUUCUCCCCCACGGGUCUGCACUCCGUGGUGAACGUGAGCCCCCUGCCCCCCGCCUUCAACGUCACCUCGCCAAUAAUCCAGCACCCAGGGGUGCCCUACCCUCCCAUCCACUACGCCCAGAUCCCUCCAACCUCCCUGCAGCUCAUCGGCUCACAUUACACGGUGCCCUAUGCUGUCCCUCCUGGCUUCCUGCCCAGCCCUCUCCUGUCGCCUUCCACCAGCCUGACGGCCUCUCAUGUCCCCCACUUUGUGCCAUAUGCCUCUCUCUUCACGGAGGAAGCCGCUCCUUCCCCCCAGACUACCUCUCCUACCCACACCUUCAACAAAUCCGCUUCUGCAGUCUCUCCUUCUGGCCAGAUGCAGCACCACACUGGGACCCAGCCCUUAGAUAUGACACCAGGUAGAAUUCCUGUUUAUUAUCAGAUGUCCCACCUCCCACCUGGGUAUUCAGCAUAUGAGGCACCUGCGGCAGGUAGAAGCCCAGAGUCUCCUCAGCAAGACAGCCAGCUGAGUUCAGAGGGAGCUGCUGCCAAUGGUGGACAGACACAUCUGGAGCACGACGUGGUGAGGAGGACCAGCGAGGCUGUGGACGGUGCCAGCAGCAAGGCUGAGGACUGUCUGCCCGGGGCUGCAGCGGGAUGUGUGGUUGAUGGACAGUUCCUUUCAGGUUACCAGACGCUGGGAACAGAGGUCUCUGUGCCAGCUCACAGAAGCACCCCAGACGCUGAUCUGGAGGUUCAGAGGGUGGUGGGGGUGUUGGCGUCUCAGGAUUAUCAUGUUCUGGCAGCCCAGAGGAAAGAUGACCCGGGCCCUUUAAACCUUUGCCAUCAUACCCCGGAUCAGCAGGGGGAGUCGAAGGAGGCGCUGAGGAACGCAGUAGAGAGGGCUGCUGCUCCUGAGAAAAGCCAGUCCAGGAGUCCAUAUGUCACCUCCCCUGAAGAGCUGGUCAGACAAAGACAGUUAACCAAAGGAAUGGUGAUAGCCAACGGCAAGCCAGUCCUGGUUCCUGUUGGAUCCGAGCCCAUCAGGUCUUCCACUUCAGAAGCCCUGGUGAGGCAGAACCCAGAGACACAGGCUCGAGGAGUGCCGGAGAAGGACCUGGCCCAGCUGCAGCCACCCAGCUCCUCACACUUGCCCUCUCACUUCAUGAAAGGAGCCAUCAUCCAGCUGGCCACGGGAGAGCUGAAGCGGGUGGAGGACCUGCAGACUCAAGACUUUGUUCGCAGCGCAGAGGUGAGCGGGGGCCUGAAGAUCGACUCCAGCACCGUGGUGGACAUCCAGGAGAGCCAGUGGCCUGGGCUUGUCACGCUGCAUUUUGUGGUUGGGGAGCAACAAAGCAAAGUGAGCAUUGAGGUGCCCCCGGAGCAUCCUUUCUUUGUGUAUGGCCAGGGCUGGUCCUCCUGCAGCCCCGGGCGGACCGCGCAGCUCUUUGCUCUGCCCUGCCACCGGCUGCAGGUGGGCGACGUCUGCAUCUCCAUCAGUUUACAGAGCAUGAACGGCAGCUCCACGUCUCAGGCUUCCUGCCCCCUCGUGGAUCAGCUGGUGGUGACCAGGGAGAGGCCUGAGAGGACAGCUCAGCGGCCCUCGGAGCCGCCUGACAGGGCUGGUGGCAGGAAGAGCCAGCCAGGCAGGGAGGCGGCAGAGCCCCCCCAGCCCGAGGCUGGCAGCCAGCACAGCUGGGCAGCCCCCGCCUUCCAAAGAUCGGGCGUGCGGGCGGAGGAGACGCGGCCCUCCCUGCUCCGCCCCUCCUUCAUUCCCCAGGAGGUCAAGCUGUCGAUCGAAGGGCGUUCCAAUGCGGGGAAGUGAUCCCUCGGGCUGUGAGCUGGGGCAUCCCCUGUGGGUGAGCCUCACUGUCAGGUGGAGAAGUUGCAGACUUUGUGAGAGGUUCACCAGCAAGGCUGCUUUCUGCCCUGCAGGACUGGGUUUAUUCCAUCCAGUUCAGUGGCUGACCAGGUCCUCUUGGGGAAUCAAGAGGCCUCCAGUGCCUCAGGGAGCAGCACCAGGCUGAGCUGGGGCAGAGAAGGGGGAGGUGCUCCUGAGCUGCAAUGAGCAUUCCAGAGGCUGGGGCUUUCUCACACCUCCCCCAGUAACUGGUUCCCUGCAGGGCAGGGUCUAAGCAUUCAGGAUGGGUGGGGAGAUGAGGAGGGCAGACAUGGCUGAAGGUAGCAGAUAAAAUUGUUGAAGAUUUUAUUCCUCCUUUCUCAUGACGGGGAGAGAUGGGUCCCCACUGGAGUUGAGGGGGCUUUACUCCCAGUAUCCCUUUUCUUCACACAUGCACUUUAAAAGGACCGUUCACCGAUGGAGCUCUUGAGGGCAGGACAGAGAUGCUUCUCUGGUGGUUCUGUUUAAUGUCUCUUCCACUGAAUCCAACUGCUCUUUCUUGCAAAGAAUGUGCAGAUUUGAGUGAAUCACAGAAACUCAAGAGGAAGGACCAAAAGGAUGGGCUUGGGUAUAGGUGAAUAGGGAACUUGAGCACUUGGAAUGGGACACGAGUUGGGACGGGAGACAUCAGGUUUCUGCUAUAAAAUACAUUUCAUUAUUUGCCACCAAAUCAAAUCUUUCUUCCCAUGUUAAUAACUUAAAAAAAAUAAACAUCUCUCGGGCUUAUAGCUUUUGCAGAGGCUUAGCCUGUGGGUGAAUGGGGUUGGGUUUUUUGUUUGUUUGUGGGUUUUUUUUGUUUGUUUGGUUUUGGUUUUUUUUUUGUUUGGUUUUGUUUUGUUUUGUUUGGAUGGAUUUUGGGUUUUGGUGUUGUUUUUUUUUUUAGGUUGUUGUUUGUUUUUUUUAAAGCUGAAGUAAAAUAUAUUUAGCAUUCUCUAGUGAAGGAUGGAAACACAUCCUUUUUCUUUGAGAGGACCAAGACUAUUUGGUAAUUAAAUGAGGAUAAAUCUUCUCUUCCCUGCAGGCAAGUUACCUGAAUAAGCUCAAGACAAGAGACGAGUGUUUGUGCAUGUGCAGGCAAGGUACAAAGUUUCUGCUAAGUACAGUUCUAUGAUUAAUGUAGGGACUCUAAAAAUAUCACAGCAUCAUAGGGCAUUUUGGGGUGGUUUUGUGUUAGUUUUUCUGAUGCUUCACUUUGGAGUUCCUCUGUAGUAAAAUCAAGAUGGUAAAAACAUGGUAAAAUUAAGAGUAGUCUUAUUCACAGUGAAUUUAGUACAAACAUAGUAAUACCUCGUUAUGGUGAUAACACUCCAUUCAAGUGAAGGCUCCUGUAAUUACACUAAUUUGCCCACUCUGAUGGUGUGUUACUGCACCAGCUCUAACUGCUUAGCUAGGGGAAAAAACAUUCACUAUUAUGUUGAGGAUAAGGGUCUUCACUGACUCCACCUUGUGUUAAGGGGCCCAUCUCUGUGCUAGGACCAGGCUCCUGAGAAGGCUCCUUUGCUGUCUGCAGGUCCCCCUGGAGUCCCGAUGCUGCUCCUGAUGUUCAGCCUGCCCUUUCCUGGCUCCUGAAGUCUCCUGUCAGGUGUGCCUGGCUGCUGGGGCACUGCUGCUCCCCCCGAGUGCCAGCCCCACUCCUGGCCUGGCCUCCUGGGGCCAGCUUGGGUCAUCUUGCUGUGGGGCCUCUCAGGCUGUUCUUUGCUCUCCAGGGAUGAGUCCUGUCACUGUGUGACAGGGGAUGCUCUGCCUGGAUGCUGAGCAAACCGGAGGGUCUCCAGUGUCCCUUCCACCCAGGCCAUCAGCCCUGCUUUCCUAGCUCAAUGCUAGCCCUUUCUGUUGCCUUUGAGAUGCCGGCACCAGGACAGUUUCUUUUCCGGCCUUAGGUGGAUGUGCUGCUCCUGCCUUCAGUGUUUGUGCCUCAGGGGGUUUCUCCAGGAGGAGGAUGCUGCCUGUGUCACAUGUAGCUUCCCCCAGUGACACUGCUUCCGAUCUCAUCAGCUGCAUUUGAAAUGUAUGAAGUCAUGGUGAUGCUGUCAUGUGAAGAUUUUGCCUCCUUGAAUGCAGCAGCUGUGGGAACAGAUGCUGUUUUCAUGGCACUAUUUCUCAGUAAAAUGUGCUGCCUGGGCCCAGGUGCCUGGCCCCCUCACCUCAUGUGUUUCACAGUUGUUAUUUAUUGGACUCUCCUACACAAAGACCUCGAUUCAUGUUGGCUAGUACUUAAUGCUCAGGACACCCAGGGUGACUGUGGCCAAAGGCAGGAGGCAGAGGAGACAGGUUCUCUUGCCUGUCCUUGGCAUGGUGCAUGCAGAGGGUUCAGAGCUGUGGCAGGUGGAUCUGGCACACGUGUGGUGUGUGAACAUAGCUGGGCUGGUUGCACACAGUGAGGGCACAUCUGAGCAGAACCUUUGUGUGCAUCUUUGAACACAGAAGUCUCUGUCUUUACAGGAAGGGUUUGGAGAGCCUGCCUGAUAUCCUGUGUGUUACUUUAACAGCUGCUCCUGGAUCUUGGCUGCUCUGAGCAGUGGUCUGGCAGGGCAGACACUGAUGUAUGAGGCAAGAUGCUGUGUGACUAAAAUAGCUGUGUACUGUAGGCAGCUGGAGGGCUGUGGAGGUGUCACCCUGGACCUUGGCUAGCUGUGCUUCUACUGAGCUCUGUGGAACAGGCCAGGGUGAAUCUGACCUCGGUGCUUCUACACAGACUCCCUUCAGUCCCAUUGUUGGGCAUGUUGCAGCUGCCAGUUUGUCUAUGAAAGCCAGUUUGGGGCAUAUCUCAUGGGGGGGCACUGAGAUGAAGUAGCCGGGCAUCUGGCUGCUUGCCCCAAAGGCAGUGGGCAGGAGGGGGCUACUGGUGGCCCUCUAGCCCAGCAUAGCUCGUGAUCACUGGAAUCUGUCGGGGCUGGGCUGUGUUCUCAGUACCUGUGGUGGUGGUGGCUGUGUUGAGCAUUGAGGCUCUCCUGAGACAGGGAUGGUGUGAGACUGGCUCUGCUGUAGGGAGAAAGGCUGUGGAUGAGCCCACAGAGGAGGCUUUUAUUUCUUAAGUUUACUGGGAAAGGAGGAGAUAAAGCCUGGAAGACAUUGUGGGAUGAUAGUUAUCCUGGCUCUUCUGCUGGCAGAGAUGUGACAGGCUUCUCAGAGAGACAGGCUGUUUUUCUGCUGCUGUGGUGAAGGAGAGGAGAGCUGUGGUCUGUCCUACAUGGAUGAGAAGGCCUCUUGGUCUUGUCCCACUAACCCAUCUCACACUCAGUGGCAGGAGUCUGUAGGAUGCAAUGACGGUGUCUGUAGCCAUCUGUCCCAGCUCACAAAACAUUCCUGGGUCAGCUGCCCUGUGGAGGCCAGGCCAGGCCCAGGCUGUGUGUACACUGGUGCUCCAGGAACGUGAGAUUUGCUCCAGGCAAUGAGAGCUCAUCACUACCAGACUAUGCAGAGGAAGCUCUGUCUGGAAAGCAGGAAGGCUGCAGAGGCCCCUCUGCCUCCCCUUUCCAGCAGGUGCCCAAGUAUAAUGCACUUUUCACAUUAAGUGUCCCCGUCCCCACACUUGAAGUCACUUUCCCUGUAGAGAACUAACAGUCCUUCUUACUCAGAAAAUAUUGUGAGGAACUACAGCAGCUUGAGCAGCCUGAACGUGUUCCUGCCGCAGCACACGUGCCUUUCCCUCGCGCCACUCACAACUGCUCCUUGUCUUUCAGGCUGUCCCACUGCCUGAAACUUUGCAGAAGCUGCUAAGAUGGCUACGAGUGCACAUUCUGUACAGAGUUUGGCCCAGGGUGUGUUCCGUGUAUGGCUUAAAACGCCGAUGGUCAAGGCCCCUCCACGGUCUCCACACCCUUCCGUGGAGGACGGGACUUGCUCCUGCUCCUCCCAGGCUGCUGCUGCCCCCGCACACCCGCCCCGCACAUCCAGGCUGUUUCCCGCUGUGGUGGCACCUUAGGGCCAGGGGAGGCUCUGCCCACGCGUGGCCAGGACGGCCGGGCUGCCCUGAGGCAAGGAGGCCCUUGUAGAUAAGUGCUGACCCCGACUGUAAUCCCACUUAUGUAAUGGCUGUAUUAACAUGUAACCGACCGCAUUGUAUCUAAAGCCUUAGAACUAGUCAGGUGCUCCUCUCCAACCUUGUUCCUGCCCCCUCCUCCUACCUGAUCUUUAACAAAGCAUUAAUAAUUCUAAGGAUAAUCUCUAUUUUGUUGUGCUUUUUUUGUAACUGUUUUAAAUAAAUCAAUUUGUACUGUAUAUUUGUACUUUUGGUGAGAUCCUUUUUCCUGUUUUACCAUUUUAAGUCUGUACUUGGCUACACACAGAUUGUAUUUUUAUUGUUAAUGCUCUUAUGAAUAUUGCAUUUAACUUGUUGACUCUGUAAACACAGUAUAUCUAUAUAUAUAUAUAUCUAUAUAUAAACCAAUAGCUUUUC